CGCGAUUAUUUCAGAGUGUGCCUUAGGGAAGUGAAAACAUUUGAUGGAAAGCAUCAGAAUUUAAAAGUGGACUGGCUGGCAUUUACACACAGUGGCGUUCAACUCACAUUUCAAGGAAAAUUGUUGUUUGAAAAUGGCGGAGCUCCUCAGGCACAAGACAAUUUUGCCUUUUGCAAGGUACACAAUUUUACUAAAGAGCUUUAUGGACUCCCUGUAGUCAUAGUUACAGUAAAUCAUCUUUACGAUAGCAAGAAUGUGUAUUCCAUCAAGCCAGAGAACAAUGUUCUUAAUACUUGGAUUGAGGGAAUAACUAUCUCAUCGUUCCGUGUUUGUGUAAAAGACUUGGCUGGAAUGGAAAGUCAACACGACCCUGUUACCGUUGAUUAUGCCGUUGUAGGAGAUCUUGAUCCUUGCAUCAAUGUUUCUUGUAACUAUUUUGCUGUCUGCAAGGCAUUUGGACCCAAAGACGCCAGGUGCAUAUGCGUGGAUAAUUGUCCAUCGUACGACGAGCCUGUGUGUUCAUCCAAUGGAACAACAUACGAUAACGAGUGCAUCUUUCAGAGAGAAAUGUGCCGCUUAAAGGCUAAUUUUACCCUGUAUCAUCCGGAUGAUUGUACAGUGGUACGUAAUUUUUGCUGUUUUGUUUUGUUUUCCUUUAAUUACUUUGAAUAGGAUGUUGUCUUUAAGAAGCCCUACAACGACUCCCCAGCCAUUCUGGUAUCUGCCAACCACUCAACGAAUGGAGGAAACCUUAAUCCAAUAUAUAACUCCAUAUCAGCUUGGGCUGAGUACAUCAACAAGACUGGCUUCAGAGCAUGCGUGAAGGAGUUAUUUGUCAACCAACAUGAUCCUCUCUCAGUUUCAUAUGCAGUUAUGCCAGAUGUGUGUGAGCCAGGUUGGAGUUUCUACAAUGGCUCCUGUUACUACACCAGUGAUACUUGUAAGACAUGGUCCAAAGCCAGUAGAAUCUGCAGAGGCAUGGGUGCUAACUUACCCGCUAUCGAAAGUCAAGAAGAGAAUGUCUACAUUCAACACAGACACAAUGGCGAAAAGGCCUGGAUUGGUUUGAAUGACAUUGCCACAGAGGGAUUGUUCACCUGGGUGGAUGGGUGUCCAGAUAAAUUCCGAUACUGGGCGGAGAGUCAACCUAAUGACUUUCGGGGGGAGGACUGCGUACACAGUCUUCUUCCUAGUCAUGGAUACAUGUGGAAUGACGUGGAUUGCUCAACUUGUCACCAAUAUACAUGUAAAAAAGAUUAUGAUGAAUGCAGUAGCUCNNUCGCCUUAAAUUGAUCUACUUGUUCUCAUUCUUGUAUAAUAUUUUCUUGUUUAAAAGAGUUCGACGAAUGUUCCAGUAGUCCGUGCCUAAACGGUGGAACCUGUACUGAUGGGAUUAACAAUUACACGUGUUCCUGUCCUUCUCCAUUUUUUGGACGUCAAUGUCAAGAAACAGAUGAAUGUAAAUCCAAUCCAUGUCUCAAUGGUGGAACAUGUGUGGAUGGAGUUUACAACUUUACUUGUGUUUGUCCAAGCUUGUACGAUGGAAGGCGUUGUGAAGGUACAUCACUCCAGUCAAAUUAUCACAGUUGUAUGAGAUAUUUAAAUAGUGGAAGACACCUUUUUAACUACAUCCUGAAGUUAUAUCCACCCGCUUUUAUGCAGGCCUACUGCGAUAUGACAGGAAGCUCAGGUGGAUGGACACUCAUUGCUCGGUUUUCAAACGCAGAUGGGAAGAAUUGGAUGAGAGAUGACGCAUACUGGUGGUACGACAUCCUGUCCUCACAGGGGUCCCCCACAAGCGCGUCCACUAACUCUGACAUGAUAUCAGAAGCAUUCUGGAAGGUUAAAGGAAGUGAGAUUAAAAUCACUCGCAAUGACGAUAGUUCACACUCUGCUCUUCUUCGUACAUACACAAACUGCUUUGGUGGAAAAACAUUUAGAGGAUAUAUGUCCUCAUAUGGAAAGUUUAGUUACCGUAAUGUUUGGUCCAAUAAUCGGUGUCUUGACAGCUGCCCAGUGUAUUAUGGUGGAUCGUACCAGUUCACUGUUGGCUUUACUCAAGCACACUGCAGUAGUAAUAUUCAAGGAAGCUACCGCAUUGGAUUCUGGUGUCAGUGGAGUCAUGGUGAUGGUUCAGUUCUUAUGUUUGGAGGAGGAGGGAGUGGAUGCAGCCGAGCGGAUCAUGGUAUCGGGAUCACUGAGAACAACUACGGAGGAUUUGAAGAAUGGGAGGAUAGUGGGGAGAUUGAUUUUGGAGAUGAAGCCAACAACCACAACUCGCCUACUACUUCUUAUGCCUUAAAUUUAUGGAUUCGUUAGAAGAAAAAGAACUCAUCGCUGAUCUUAAUCCACGUGUGAUAACAUCACAUGAACAAACAAAAUCCUGUUUUCCGAAGGCCUUUUUUAACUAGUUGAGCGAAAAGGAAACCUAACCUGGCUCUUUCCCUUUCUGAUUAUUUAACAAUUAUUCCAUGAGCGGGCGUUUAUCACGAGAUGGUAAACAGCCAGAAAGACGC
Stylophora pistillata is the source of this 2516-nucleotide messenger RNA. RefSeq lists its product as uncharacterized. The record is from RefSeq and is a predicted model, not a curated record. Gene Ontology annotation, cellular component: plasma membrane; protein-containing complex. Gene Ontology annotation, molecular function: calcium ion binding; protein binding; carbohydrate binding. Gene Ontology annotation, biological process: heterophilic cell-cell adhesion; establishment or maintenance of epithelial cell apical/basal polarity. NCBI's taxonomy places the organism in Eukaryota, Metazoa, Cnidaria, Anthozoa, Scleractinia, Pocilloporidae.